This is a messenger RNA of Arabidopsis arenosa, 1587 nucleotides long. The record is from the annotation of a GenBank genome assembly. Lineage: Eukaryota; Viridiplantae; Streptophyta; Magnoliopsida; Brassicales; Brassicaceae.
CCGAACCAGUCUCGCAGCGGCUCCAAAUGCUGAUUCGUUGCGUUGCGAAGACGAGGCUCACCACCACCGGCGUAGCAAGGCUCGUGUCUUCACUUGCAGAUGGUUCGGAUACGUCAUCAGUCGCACAUCGAAAUAGCUUGAAGGAGAUUCUGAGAAAGAACGGUCCACGACGCAGUGUUACCUCUCUGCUUCAGGAACGAAUCGAUUCGGGUCACGCCGUCGCGUUAUCGGAGCUCCGGCUAAUCUCAAAGCGUCUCAUUAGAUCUAAUCGCUACGAUCUCGCUCUCCAGAUGAUGGAGUGGAUGGAGAAUCAAAAAGAGAUUCAAUUAAGUGUUUAUGACAUUUCUCUUAGAUUAGAGUUAAUCAUCAAAACUCAUGGCUUGAAACAAGCAGAGGAGUAUUUUGAGAAGCUACUAAAUAGCUCUGUCUUGUUGAGAGUAGCGAAAUCGGCUUUUCUUCCUCUUCUUCGCGCUUAUGUGAAGAAGAAAAUGGUUAAAGAAGGGGAAGUUUUUAUGGAGAAGUUGAAUGGAUUGGGGUUUCUUGUUACUCCACACCCGUUUAACGAAAUGAUGAAGCUUUAUGAAGCUAGUGGUCAGUAUGAGAAAGUUGUUAUGGUUGUUUCGAUGAUGAAAGUGAAUAAGAUACCGAGAAAUGUUCUUUCGUAUAAUCUUUGGAUGAAUGCUUGUUGUGAAGUGUCUGGUGUUGCGGCUGUGGAGACGGUUUAUAGGGAAAUGGUUGGUGAUAAGAGUGUUGAAGUUGGGUGGAGUUCGUUGUGUACUUUGGCUAAUGUUUAUAUUAAGGGUGGGUUUUAUGAGAAGGCUAAGUUGGUUCUUGAGAAUGCGGAAAAGUUGUUGAAUAAAAGUAAUAGGCUUGGAUAUUUCUUCCUUGUCACGCUUUAUGCGUCUUUAGGGAAUAAGGAAGGAGUUGUUCGUUUGUGGGAAGCUUCUAAAUUGGUUUGUGGUAGGAUUAGUUAUGCAAACUACAUAUGUGUAUUGUCGUCUUUGGUGAAAAUUGGUGAUCUUGAAGAUGCUGAAAGGGUGUUUAGUGAGUGGGAGGCUCAAUGCUUUAACUAUGAUGUUAGGAUCUCCAAUGUUCUUUUGGGUGCUUAUGUGCGUAAUGGAGAAAUCCGCAAAGCCGAGUCAUUGCACGCCCGUGUAUUGGAGCGAGGAGGUAAUCCAAACUACAAGACUUGGGAAAUCUUAAUGGAGGGGUGGGUGAAAUGUCAAAGUAUGGAGAAAGCCAUUGUUGCUAUGCACCGAGCUUUUGAACUAAUGAAGGGAUGCCACUGGAGGCCGUCGCAGAAAAUUGUCAUGGUGAUUGCCGAGUACUUUGAGAAAGAGGAGAAAAUUGAAGAAGCAACUGCAUAUGUUAGAGAUUUGCAUCGGCUUGGUCUUGCAAGCUUACCGUUAUAUAGAUUGUUACUCAGAAUGCAUGAACAUGCCCAGAGACCAACUUCUGACAUCUAUGAAAUGAUGAAGUUGGACAAAAUUCGAAUAGAUGAGUAAAAAAGGUGAUUAAAGUGAAAGCAAAACUUUUUGAUGUAAAAGUAUAUGUUUUCACUAGAGGAAGUAAAACAGUCAUUUCAUA